Messenger RNA from Hordeum vulgare subsp. vulgare (domesticated barley), 1630 nucleotides. Its product is annotated as serine/threonine-protein kinase STY13-like. Gene Ontology annotation, molecular function: protein kinase activity; ATP binding. Gene Ontology annotation, biological process: protein phosphorylation. NCBI's taxonomy places the organism in Eukaryota, Viridiplantae, Streptophyta, Magnoliopsida, Poales, Poaceae. Bases 287 to 1387 code for a protein of 366 amino acids. The record is from RefSeq and is a predicted model, not a curated record. Gene Ontology annotation, cellular component: plasma membrane. The transcript has 6 exons.
GAGCGAAGCGCGGCACGAUUACGGUGAAAAAACCAGUGUACGCACAAAUCCCAUCAAAUCCGCCUCCGUCCACCUCCUCGGCCCCUCGCCGCGCGACACCACACCCCCUACCAUCUCGCGUCACUCGGCGGCAGGCAGCCCCAGGUGUUCCCUCCGGCCACAUGCCCGCUCGCCAUUCCUCCCGCCUCCGCCUGCUCGCCUAGCGAGCGGCGGCCACACACCCACACCACUACACCAGCUCCAGCACACCACGCGCAGCUGAGGUCCCGUGAGUGUGAGGCGCGACAUGAAGGAGGCGGGCGGCGGCGGCGACGGGUUCGUGCGGGCGGACCAGAUCGACCUCAAGAGCCUCGACGAGCAGCUCGACCGCCACCUCGCCCGCGCGUGGACCAUGGACAAGCCCAAGCCCAGGCGCGACGGCCAGGACCGCAGGCGGGAGGACUGGGAGGCCGACCCCGCCAGGCUCGUCGUCCGCGGCGUCAUCGCCCGCGGCACCUUCGGCACCGUCCACCGCGGCGUCUACGACGGCCUCGACGUCGCAGUGAAAUUGCUUGAUUGGGGGGAGGAUGGUCACAGGUCAGAGCAAGAAAUAACAUCAAUAAGAGCAGCUUUUUCACAAGAAGUCUCCGUCUGGCAUAAACUUGAUCAUCCAAAUGUAACUAAGUUUAUAGGGGCUAUAAUGGGUGCUGGGGAUCUGAAUAUUCAGACAGAAGAUGGAAAUAUUGGCAUGCCAAGUAAUGUCUGCUGUGUCAUUGUGGAGUACCUUGCUGGAGGUGCACUGAAAACAUUUCUGAUAAAGAACAGGAGAAGGAAGUUGGCUUUCAAAGUUGUGGUCCAGAUAGCUCUCGACCUUGCCAGGGGAUUAAGCUAUCUUCACUCAAAGAAAAUCGUGCACCGUGACGUGAAGACUGAAAACAUGCUUCUUGACAAAACAAGAACUGUCAAAAUCGCCGACUUUGGUGUUGCUCGCCAUGAGGCUGCAAACCCCAGUGACAUGACAGGCGAAACAGGCACCCUUGGCUACAUGGCCCCUGAGGUUCUCAACGGCAACGCUUACAACAGGAAGUGCGACGUCUACAGCUUCGGGAUCUGCCUGUGGGAGGUCUACUGCUGUGACAUGCCAUACGCGGACCUGAGCUUCUCCGAGGUGACAUCCGCAGUUGUUCGUCAGAACCUGAGGCCGGAGAUCCCGCGGUGCUGCCCGAGCGCCUUUGCGAACGUGAUGAAGCGGUGCUGGGACGCGAACCCCGACAAGCGGCCGGAGAUGGCGGAGGUGGUGACGAUGCUGGAGGCGAUCGACACGUCCAAGGGCGGGGGCAUGAUACCCGCGGACCAGGCACGGGGCAUCGGGUGCCUCUCGUGCCUCAGGCCGCGCAGGGGGCCCUGAACCCUCGACGCACGAUGAACCACACGGCAGCGAGGUGGAGGUAGCGUCCUUUCUGCAAUGCAGGCUUUUAGCCAUGGAUCUCGGGUCGGUCGGUUGAUUGCAUUUGCUUUAGUUUUACGGUGCACAGCCUGGUUACUGGUCCUCUGAUGCAUGUAAAUUCCUCUGUCUCUGCCCCCUUCUGUUUCUCUGUGAAUGAAAGAACAUGCUCGCUCCUUCGUUCGUCUAUGCUUUUCUGUGCUGACA